GUGUUCGUGGUGCUCAUGUGUGGCCUCGCCCUUGCCAUCAUGGUCGCCAUAUUGGAAUUCUGCUGGAACUCACGAAAGAACGCACAGACGGACCGGGACUCGGAGUACGACUAUGAUGACGAGGACGAGGACGAGGACGACGAGGAGCGAAAGCAGAGACUGGAGAACGGCCUUGAGGGGGAGGAGGAAGAGGGUGAGGGAACGAGACGACCUCCUCGAGAAACACGACCCCCGCAAUCCCUGUGCUCCGAGAUGGCGGAGGAGCUGCGCUUCGCCAUGCGGUGCCACGGGUCCCGCCAGCGGCCAGCCCUCAAGAGGAACUGCUCGCGCUGCACGCCCGGCACCACCUACGUGCCCGCCGCUACCAACCUGACGCAGGCCAACGGCGUGAGUGCCUUCUACAUCUCGCCGGGGACCUGCUCCGGCCACCAGGAGGCGCGCGGCCCCACCCCCACGGACGCCGCCCCAACCCCCGCUCCCGCCGCCGCUGACACCUGCUCCCUUCCGGCUGACCUCACUCCACCCCCACCCGCCCCUCCGCCCCCCUUCCCUUUCCCUCCCGUUGUUCCCUCAAACUACAUAAGACGUCCCUCCAUCCCCCUUCCCCUCGUCUCCACCUCCUCCCUCUCAUCCCUGCCGCCCCCUCCGUCCCCUCUCUCCUGCUCCUAAAGUGCCUGUAUAAUGAGCCGCUUUCCAGUCUGGUCAUAGUUUGCUUUCUUUUGACACUCACGUGGGUACCACACAGCCACACACACACACACACACACACACACACACACACACACACACACACACACACACACACACACACACACUUGAACACACGUCCAGCAGCCAGGCGCACUGUCCUGCAGCUCCUGCACCGGGAAGAGACAGCAAGGCAUUGGCACACAGAGUCGACACAGCAACAAAGACGUUUGGGGGUAAGGGGAGGCAGGAAGCGUGUCCUUGACACUGCAGGACGUGCAAGGCCGCGAGGAUGAGGAGGGGGAAGAAUAGCAGGACAGUGCAGCAAGGGAGAGUAACAACGACAAGAAGGGAGAGAGGCGCAGCAGGGAGGGUGAAUGAAAGGCUGACACAACACUAGAGUAAAUAUCAACAUGAAGAAGGAAGUGGAGGGUUUUCCUCGUUGUGAACGACAAUGAACAACACAAACUAUAAUCCAAACUACGCACACACUCACCAGGAAAACAGAAAAAAAAAUAAACAAACAAAUACGAAUUAAAUAUUUAUCAUUACAACACUUAAGUCAAAUCAAAGCAAGCCAAGGAGCAACACAACACUGCCUCACAUGGUUACACAACAACACCAGAGGGAAGCAGUGCAGGAUAAGCUGCGCGCCACACACUUAGCUGAGGAGACUGUAGGAGGCGCUGCAGGCACGCGCGGUGACGCAGGCAGGGGAAGACUCACACCGGGACAAGACGGGAAGGGAAAAACUAAGAUUCUCUAAUUAUUUCCAUCAGAAGCAUCAUGAAUAUUACAGUCUCCGUCUCUCAGUCUUUUUUCCAUACUUUCUUCCCUUCACCAGCUGCUGCUUUUCCCCGGCUUUUUUCCCCACUAAUGACUCACUUUUUUAUUUCUCUCUCUCUCUCUCUCUCUCUCUCUCUCUCUCUCUCUCUCUCUCUCUCUCUCUCUCUCUCUCUCUCUCUCUCUCUCAUUCUCUUUAUGGGUUAGGAACGCUUCUGUUAAACUUCACGCAUUGCUGCUUCUCUCCAUUCUCUAUCACGCUUGUUGCACUAAAACCAAAACUUUCUCAUAUUUAUA
This is a messenger RNA of Portunus trituberculatus (swimming crab), 1767 nucleotides long. Its product is annotated as formin-like protein 7. Lineage: Eukaryota; Metazoa; Arthropoda; Malacostraca; Decapoda; Portunidae. Bases 16 to 669 code for a protein of 217 amino acids. The transcript has 3 exons. The record is from RefSeq and is a predicted model, not a curated record.